AUGGCACCGACCUCUCGCAAGAAGCUGCCCGACAUGGCGCUGUCGAUACAAAACGAUCACUAUCUCGACAUAUACUCGGUAUGGGAGACAGAAGAGGGCGACAAAAAGUGCCAAUCCUGGGUGUCGAGUGUCAUGAACAGGAUGCAGCCACAUACAGUCGGCCAAUACUUGGGUGAUUCCGACUUUCAAAUCAGAAACACCAAAAGGAAGUGGAAUCCUGAUGAACGUAUCUGCGGGUACCUCGACAAAGGGGACCAGUCUGGUGCGAAAUGUCUGCUGAACAAGCUCUGA
Messenger RNA from Didymella exigua CBS 183.55, 291 nucleotides. RefSeq lists its product as uncharacterized. NCBI's taxonomy places the organism in Eukaryota, Fungi, Ascomycota, Dothideomycetes, Pleosporales, Didymellaceae. The record is from RefSeq and is a predicted model, not a curated record. The transcript is spliced from 2 exons. The coding region runs from base 1 to 291 and encodes 96 amino acids.